Schistosoma haematobium is the source of this 14736-nucleotide messenger RNA. RefSeq names its product Liprin-alpha-2, variant 2. NCBI's taxonomy places the organism in Eukaryota, Metazoa, Platyhelminthes, Trematoda, Strigeidida, Schistosomatidae. The transcript has 16 exons. Gene Ontology annotation, biological process: synapse organization. The record is from RefSeq and is a predicted model, not a curated record. Gene Ontology annotation, molecular function: protein binding. Gene Ontology annotation, cellular component: presynaptic active zone. The coding region runs from base 8760 to 12176 and encodes 1138 amino acids.
GAUUUAUCUUUACUGGCCAAAGAAGUACAUCGUUUACGUGAUCAAAUUUCUGAACGAGAAGAAGAAAUUGUUGAGUUGAAAUCGGAAAGAAAUAAUACAAGGCUUCUUUUAGAACAUUUAGAAUGUUUAGUUGCUAGACAUGAACGUUCAUUAAGAAUGACAGUUGUAAAACGACAAGUAAAUAGUCCUGGUGGUGUUAGUUCUGAAGUCGAAGUAUUAAAAGCAUUAAAAUCAUUAUUUGAACAUCAUAAAGCAUUAGAUGAACGUGUACGUGAACGUUUACGUACAGCAUUAGAACGUGGUGCACAACUAGAAGAAGAAGUGCGUUCAUCUGCUGCUGAUCGUGCUGCAUUAAGAGAACAAUUAGCUGCAGCAUUAGCUGGUGUAGCUGCUGCUGCAACAGCAGUUCAACAAAGACAACAACAACAAAUUGUAUCAACUGUGAAUGGAAAUGGAAAUGGUAAGUUUUAUUUUUUAAAAUAUUUAAUUUUGGUUCAUUAUCAUUGUUUAUUUCUUUUCAGCAUUAUUCAUUUAUUCAUUAUUAGAAGUUGAAUAUUUCCAUUUUGAGUAUCUGAGUAAUUAUCAUUUAGGCAUUUGUUUUCAGUUAAGAAACAUUCAUAAAAAUGUUACAUAUAAACUUUUAGCUUUCUAACUUAAUCUACUAUAAAUAAGACAUGCUCGUGAUAGGAAGAUAAACUUAAAGUAAGUCCUGAGAGAUAAGUGAAUUAGUGGAAAUUGUUAUGAUUUGAAUUAACGGAGUGAAAAAUAAAAUUAAGUGGUAAUGCUGUUAGUAGUGGAAAGUAGAAGAAGCAAUAAAGAGUAAGUUAAAAGAAUCAAUGACAAUUGGUAAUUGAAAAAAUAUGCAUAGUUUAGAAGGCUGAUCUAUUUUUAAUAUCUCACUUCUCCUGUAGAUAUAACACAAUGAAGUAGUUGGUGGCUUGGUGUUGUGAAGGAGUCUUUUUAACAAUUGAUAAUACGAAAUUUCUCUAUUGUUAUAAUCAGUGAGUGGAAUGUUAGUCUUUGGAUGAUGUGGCUGAAUGAUGGAUAUUUACUAAACUGUAGUAUUGACACAAAUACUUGAGUGACUAAAAAUCAAGAAAACCGGAGUUCAGAUGAAUAGGACUUUUAUGUUAAAAUGUUUGUUUACAAUAUAAAAUGUUGUAGGUAGUUGGAAGGAAUUAACAUGUAGGUCACUCGUUCUUCAUUUUGUUCAAGACCUGACUGUUAAGCCUAAUUUUCAAACAUCAUAUCACUCAGUUGGUAUAAAUAAUUAUUUUCUCAACUAUUUGUAUCGGUAGGAACUAAUUGUCUCAGAUAAUCAUUGCAAUCAAUCGGUUUGAUUUUUGAUAUAACGGGAUGAAAAGUUAAAAUUAGAUUGAUUUGCUCAUUAUGAUCUUUGUUAAACAUUCGUUCCGUUUUAACUUGAUGUGAUGAUUACUCAAUGUAGUAUAUUUUUGUUUUCUGGUAUAACAUUCUAUUCUGUAUUAAAUACGAUAUUCUUGCAUCAAGUUAACAUGUACUAUGCUCAGCAUGAGAUGUAGCAUAUGAUUUGUUAUAACCUUGAGCAUUUUUCAUAUAUGUGAUUUCAUCCUAAUUAUUAAUCAAAAUGAGUGUACUUUCGACUAUGAUUGCCGUUUUUGUGUUUCGGGGUUACUAGCAGAGGUUAGGAGCCGGAUCUGGCGUUGAAAAAGAAAACAUAUCAAUUUCAUUCUUAAUUCCCAUAAAAUUACAUUACAGUUAGUAGAGUUCAAAAAUAAAGAAAAAUGACAAUUAUGAGUGUAAACAGAAUAUACCCAUUGAGAUAUCAAAUAAGAAAGAUUGGUUCAACGAAGAAUUCUCUUUGCGACGAAUUUAUUUUCAAAGCUGUACAAUCGCAAAUGUCUACUUAAUUUUUUUCGAAAUGAUAGUAAUAACAACUUUAGUCAUCAUAAACAUGGUAGUAGUAAAUUGGCAUAAAGAACAGUAUAAAAAACGUUAUUUUUAUUCAGGAAACCAAUAAUAAUUGUGUUGUUAACAGCUUGAAUAUUCAUUAUGAAGGUAAAUAAAGAAAUUAUAUUUUGAAAAAAUAUAAGUCUCAGCGUAAUACGAUGAAAUGUUGAAAAUCAGAUGACCUGUAAUCAGGAGUAUCAUAGGGAAACAAAAACAAAUCAGUUUGCUGCUAAAAUGUUUGUAGAGAAGAUAGAAAGGAAGUAGAUGGGAUGUGACUCACUAGUUUUGCCUUUUAUUAAAGUUCUAAUAAGUUAUAACACUAAUGAAUGAGUCUAGUUUUUUGGUCAGUAUCUACUAAAAUUCAUUAAAUACCUAUGUUGUCUAACAUUAAAUGUUCAUAAAGUUCGUAUGGUUUGUAAUUUAUUUUUGUCUUUAAAUCAGUUGAUUCUAAUCAUACCACACAAAUCAGUAAAGAUGAUCUUGAUGGAAAUGAUGUAGGCAAUAAACUAGCCUCAUUACCUCCAGGUGGACCACCAAUCACAUCAAAAGAUUCAAACGAUGAAAGUUCAUCGGCAGAAAAUUCCGGUGUAAAAUCAGUUGCAUCCGUUGCUGCAGCUGCAGCGGCUGCUGCUGCGAGUGCUGUAGCUGUUGAACGUAAACUUGUUGAAGUCACUACAAAAUCUAGAGAUUUAGAAGCAUCUAAUACAACAUUACAAAAAGAAUUAUCACGUGCUCAUGAUCAGAUUUCUCGUUUACAAAGAGAAUUAGGGGAGUUGGAAGCUCAACGUGAAGAUCAAGAAGCUCGUAUUGCAACUCUGGAACAACGUUAUCUUGCUACACAACGUGAAGCUACUGGCACGUUGGACAAACUUAGUCGAGCUCAGUCAGAAUUGAUUACACGUGAAAUUGAAUUAAAACAAGCAAAAGAUCAUACAAAUCAUUUGGUUAGCGAAUUAGAAACAGUACAAAACGAAUUAGCCAUUGUCAAAGUGAAUACAAUGCAACAAAAUGAAAAAGUGAAUACACCUACAACAACAUCAACUCUAAUGCAUACGGCUAUUGAAAAUGGUGGUGAAUUUAUUGAGUCUAUCGAAAAUGAAACUAUUUCUAAUGAUGAAAAAACUAUUAAAAACGGCAAAAGUUCUCAUUUAAUUAGUGAUAAUAACGGUAACAACAAUAAUCCUAACAUAACAGUUGUUGACGAAUUGCGUGUACAAUUAUCUACGGCUGAAGAACGUAUUAAAGAUAUGGAAGUUGAAAUGAAUGAAAUCCAGUCAGAAUUACAAAGAGCUAGACAACGCGAACAAUUAAAUGAGGAUCAUAGUUCACGUUUAACUGCGACGGUUGACAAAUUACUAUUGGAAUCUAAUGAACGAUUACAGACACAUUUACGUGAAAAAAUGGCCGCAUUAGAAGAGAAAAAUCAAUUACAUACAGAAUUAGAUCGUCUUAGACGUCUUCUAGAAACAAGUCAAACUGAACGAGAUCGAGCUCUAGCCGAUAUGGAACGAUUAAGACGUAGUUCCGCUACAACAACGCCAACCGCACUUGCUUUACAAGGUGACUCGUAUUCCAGUGGUUCUCAUAGCCUUCGUAGAAUGCCUCGUAAUGCUUCCAGCAGUAGAACAGAUCAAACUCUUCUUGACAAUGAGGAAGUGAAUUUAGAUGAACUGGAAAAUAACAGUAGUUCUCUCAAAAGGAUCCAACGAAAAAUUGGUGGUUCUGAUUGGGUUGAUUCAGAUGGUGAUACAACAACAAGUCCAGUAAGCAGAGGUCAAUCAGAGAUUGGGACUAGUAAUACAGAUGCUCAAAGAUUAGCAUUGUUGAUUCAAAAUCAAUUGGAUGCAAUAAAUAAAGAGAUCAAAAUGAUACAGGAAGAGAAACAAACUGCUGAACAGUUAGCUGAAGAGCUAGAAUUACGUGUUGGUUGUACUGCUACAAAUCGUAAUGGCAGUUCACAGGGACAGUUAAUAGAUGAUUAUUACAAUCAACAACGUGGCAAUGAUACAAACGAAGCAUAUUAUUAUACUAAUCAAGAUGGACGUCUUAAUGCGAAUAAUGUUAUGCCAAGUUUAUUACCUAAUUUUGGUCCAACUGGUUGGUCACCUCCACCAUCACCAUUAAGUUCUAGGUCAACACCAUUCGGUGGUAUUUCUAGUGAUUCUUUCAGUGGUAGUUUUAAUAAUCCUAAUCGAAAUGCAUCAUCGUCAAUAUUAUCGUCUGUGGUAGUUAGUAAAGAAUCUGAACGAUCUAUUCCUCAAUAUGCUGCUCCUACUCCAUUGGCCGUAGAUCCACGUCGUAAUUUUCAACAUCAGCCUAUUCAAUAUUCACAACCGAGUAGUAAUAGUGGUUUUAUGUCGCGUAGUAGUCAAUUUGAACAACAACGAUCAAUGUCAGCCGCUGGACGUCCACUGCAUCAGGUAACUGAUUCACUUAAACAAUGUGAAGACAUGUCUUGUAUAUGUCUGAUUUUAUCAUCAUAUAUUGUAAAAUUAUGACAUCGUUUUCACAAAUGAUAUAUGUAUGCGUAUACUUUGUUACAUGUAUGAAUUUGGUUCAGACUUAUUAGCAGUGAAACAGUUAUCGUUAAUGGCAUUGAAGGAUCAUAAUGAUAUACAACACUGGUUAAAGUUGAAAAUGUUUAUAAUCGGACCCAACCUAGUGGCUCUAAUGAUUAUACGUUCAUCACAAGAACAAAAUAUCCUGGGUUCGAUGCCUGGUGUUGUCGUGGUUACCUCACUGUUGAGAAGUUUAUGCGAAAACGAGGCGAAUUUUCGGUGACCUAUAGAUUAUAAUGUUACAUUAACAAAGAUCAAUCUGCGACGAAUACAACCUAUAAAUCUAAUAUUAUUCUCUUCUCUAUUUGUCAUGUAUGCAGAAUCACGUUCUAAUAUGUUCCAAUGCUUGGUUUUUAUUUAUUGUAGUUCUGACUAGAAACUACGCUUAAUUUUACUCACAAGUAUUUUUUUUAGCUUUCAUGUAUUUAUUCUUCUUAAAUGUCUAGUUAAUUAACGGUAACACGCUAUUCGUUUUCUCUAGUAAAACGUUAAGUUUAUUUACUAUAUAUAUAAAGUGAUAUACUAACACAAUAAGUUUCAAAAAGACCGAUCACAUGCAUGAACGAAAUUUAUAAAUCACUAUAGGGGUUUUGUGUAAAUUGUUGUGUUUUCGUAGUUAGCAUAACGGACUGAAUCUAGUUAGACUGGCAUUAAAAAACAAGGAGCUGUGGACAUUCGUAUUGCCCUAGUAUAGUAUUCUUCAGCACCUAGGACCUACCAUUUCGAGCACUAGCACAGUUCCUGGAGUUUCUAGUGAUAACCCAUGACUAGUGGAGUUUGAUCAUAUCGAUUGUGAGAUACCCACUCCAAGCGAUGGAAAAUGGAUGUGCAGCAUUGCGAAUCAAUUGAAGUUAUACAUGUAUAGAAUUUCGUUCCUGCUCAACUCUCUAGGCUUUAAGUGUUUGCUCGAGAAACUUAAGGCUAUGUGUUUAGUCCCUUGUGGUGCGUUGUAGAUGGGCACUGCUAUGAAGUCCCGAUAUCGGGACGGAACAAAUAUCCAACGCUUCCUGGUUUUCAAUGUUGGUCUAAGGAAAAUCGGUUCGUGAUGUGAACUAUUAACACUUUUGAAAAGUGAUGAUCAGCUAGGGAAAUCGGAAGGUAAAAAUACAAACAGUGAAAAACAAUGUGAAUCAUAUCACUCUGGCUAAUAAAUUAGCAUUACCGUGGUUAGUACAUAUAACUUUCGAACACACAUAGUGGCGUUGUUGUUAACCUUCGAUGCAACCAAGUUUUCAACAAACCUAAGUAGUCGCUUUAUACAAGAACACGAAGGCUGAAUUAAGAUAAUUCUAAUAACAUACUUCAAUUGUGUUUGGCAAUGAAAAAAGAUGAAUGUUUGUCACCUGCUCUUAUUGAAUCAACUGCCUUUAUUUGUUUACACAACUGUCUUGUUACAAACUUAAUAAUAGUUAGAUACUUCAAUGUCAUAAGUGACUGUCACAUCAUAUUGUGCUCUUCUAAUUAUUGCCUCCUUAUUUAGUUACUAGUAUGUUAUUUUUAUGUUUUCGUAUGCGAAUUUUAAGACGUUUUUAAAUGAGAAUGAGUGAUAGUUGAGGUGAAUAUUGUUUUCGCUCUACCUUUACGACAUGUGUGCACAGAGUGAUAUUGAAACAUAUCGCUAUGAAAAUCUUUGAUCAAAUAAGUAUGUCCCACAUGCUAGUAUACAAACACUUACAUGGUCAGUGGCUGUUGUUAUUUGUUGUAGUAUAAACAUAUAAACUGUAAGUUAUUGGGUUAUACUAAACAUUAUAUGUUUUAGUUCAUACAAUUUUUGUUUACUCAAAUAUUACCGCUGUGAGCAACGGAUCAUCGUAAACUUAUUUUUCAUCAUCCACAAAAACUUAAUAUCACAGUAUACCUAAAAUCAUUUAUAGGCUAAGCUAGUUAUACCUACGACUUGUAAACGUUAAGCUGUUACGACAUAGUAUCUUUUAUUACGAUAAUUGAUGUAUUUGAUGUGGUUAGUAUUUUAAACCAGAGAGCUCGAAGUAUCCCUAUCAGUGUACUAUGAAUCACUUUUCCUGACCUGCCAUUUUCAAUAUGACUAUUUCUAGUGUUCAGUUUUAUCCAACAGAAUAUAUCUUUAUUAAAUUCACAAACCUGUCUAAGUUAAACGACCGUUGAAAACCUAAAAUGCAAUGUAUCGUCUUUUCGUCCUAGUAUGAAACUCCUCAGUAGUGCGUAUUCACCAAAGGUAAUAGAACAUGAUUGCGCAAUAUAGUUGGUUGCUUAAAGUUAGAUUUGUGCAUCAUUGGAUUCUGUGUUAGUGGUUUAGAGGUUAACUGUUCACUCACUAGACUUCUGGUCUCAGAUUUGCCAAUGUGUAGUGCUGAAAUGAAAUGCUCAUAUUGUUAUACCAAGUUUAUAAUGAUUGUCUUAAAUCUGUUCGUGAUUUCUAUGAAAUUAAACAAUCUCCACAACCUAAAACUUAAAAAACAUAUUUUAUUGGCUCUGAUGUGGAUUAUUGUUCCUGAAAUUCAUAGGGUUCUUAAUUUACGUCAUAAGGUGUAUGUUUAAUAUUUAUAGUACUGACAUGUUAUUUAAGUGUCAAUCUGUCUACCUAGUCUUAAAUCUCAUAUUUAACUACAUUACUUUAUAUGUAAGUGUAAUUAAUCAUUCGCCGUUUACCUUAUGGCAAUCUUGAUGAUUCCUAACAUUUUACAGUUCCAGGAAAAGAAUUAGAUACAAGAUGAGACUGUAUAUCCAAUAUUUAAUGAUGAUUAAUGAUAUCUUUCUUGAUUGUGUCAAGAUUAUACCAAAGAUUAAUCGAAUUGCUAGCUGUGGACUUAAUUGUUUAAACCUUUGAAACGCUUGAUACAUUGAGGCAAUUUAUUUUGCAUGAUUUGCAAUGUACAUUUGACCAACCCUGGUUUAAUCUCAUUCGGAUUUGCAUUUGAAUCACACUUCAUCGCCUUCAAGUCAUCCUCCUCUUAAUGAUAAAAUGUUUGAUGGGCUUGAUAAUUUGAAUUUAAUAAUCUGAGUUUGCUUGUUCUGUCCCCAGACUACCGCCUUAUCAGUGUUCACUUAGGUUGUUUUUUGUGAUAUAGGGUCUUAGUAACGUUUAGCUAGAAGGUAUGGUUCCUUUAUGUGCUGAAAAUAGAUGAGUGUACUGAGAAAUAUGUGUAUGCGGGAUAGAGAAUUUAGGAGGAAAAAGUAAUUGAGGUAGUAAUUCAGUAGCCACAUCAGUAAUGAGAGAAAUUAACAAAAGUCAGUCUCAGUAGUUCCAGUGGAUAAAGCUUCGGACACUUGAAGCAAAAAUGUACUGUAUUCAUGUCUUAGUGUAUUGAUCAACACUAGGAUGUAUUACAAAUACAACGAAUCAAAAAGUCCCAAAUAGAGUGAUAUACGCAUCCUGGAUUCCAUUGCUACCCACAUGCCAUAUAUACUAAAAAUGUGUCAAGGCAAUUUACGUAUAACAAUAGAGACUAGUCAAUUGUAGUCCUGAUUAUUAACAAUCGUAAAACUUCAAACCUACACCAGUUAAACCCAUAAGUUGAUGUUAGUGUUCAGUUUCUGAUAAAUUUUAAGUUUUAUAUUGACCUAUCAUGUUCUUCGCUUUCUUGUUAAUAUUCAUUUAACGUUGUUUCGUAAAUUGAGUCAAUAAUCGAUUCAGUGAUUUAAUGUACGGAUAGAGUGGUAAAAGUUUAGUCGAAAAAAGGAUCACAAAUAAGGCCUAAGAAAAAUAUUGGUUUUUUUCGUUUUCAAGGAUUUAUGUUUUCCCGUUGUUUGCGUUAGUUUUCAAAAAGAAAGGUUCUGGUUUACAGUCUUAGUACGAACAUCAACAUUGGGAUAUUUAGCAGCUACAUUCAUGUUCACAAGUCUUAAAUAGAAAAAAUCCACUCAUUCUGGAUUUGAUUAUCAGCCCAUAUUCAACUUUAAUAGUUGAAUACGUUUUACUUGUAGCUUGUUGAUAUUCCUUUAAUCAUCAGGCAGUCUCAUAUUCAUAUAAUUAUUAAAUUGUCUCAGUUGUAUUACUGAAUAUUUACUUUGUCCAAUCUCAUAGUAAUGUUGAUCAUCAUUUAUUCUAAGUAUUUAUCGGUGUCGUCAUUGUUGUAUAGUGUUGUGUUGUCGAUUCAUUUGUUUUUUUCUCUCAUAAAAUGUUUUCAUAAAGCUCAUUCUCAUUGUAUAAAUGUAACAUUGAUCAUUCUAUCUGACAUUCUUAAUUUUUCUUUCUUACAAACAAAACAAAAACUUCGCUGUAUUCUACAAAUGUGUAUUAUGCAUCAAAUCUAAUAUAUAUGUACAUGUAUAUAUGUGUGUAAGUCUCUGGGCAUGAAUGGUGGCAAUUCAUUGUCCACACCACAUCUUAAUCCUCAGUCAUCAUCCUCUUCAUCUUCAUCGCCAUCUGUUGCACUGUUAGGUCAAAAUUCACAUAAUUCAAAUAAAUUAACAAUUACAACAACUACAGGAACAACAUCAACAUCUACAUUAAUUACUAAUGGUUCAACUAGAAGUGUAACAUUAGCUGAUGCUAUUGCUGGCCUUGAAUUAUUAGAUCAAAUGCGUAAAGAACGCAGUACACAACAACAACAGCAACAGCCGAAGAACAAUAAAUUCACUUCAUAUAUCACUCCUGAGAACCCAUAUGAAUUUGGACCAGAUGAAUAUACAACAUCAUCUAUGGUAGAAACAAAUUCUAACUCUGAAGUCAUUUCUUCGGAGUCAAGUUCAAAAUCCAGUCAUGAUCAUCAACAUCAUCAGCGAGAACAACAACAGCAUCAAAGGAUACAACCAGUUGAAGAAACAAGACGAUUACGAAAAGUCCCUAAAGAUAAUGAUAGUUUUCUUGUAAAAAACAAUGAAUUUAUUCCAACAGAGAAUAUAACAUCAAAGGUUAGCAAUGGUGGCUUAAUUACAUCGGAUGAUUUAUUACAAAAUAAUGUAAUCAGUCAACCACUUAGACCUGCAUCACAAUUAAAUUAUCACUUACCUGUUGCUGCUCCUACUGGCGCUGGCGCUCCUCCACCACCGCCAUCUAUUAACCCAAAUACAGUGAACAACGUACCACCCCCUUCAACAAUACCAGCACAAGAAUUGAUGAAUAAUACUAAUAUGUACAUAAGAAAUAAUUAUCGCACUAAUCUACCAAUUUGUACCACCGGUAUUGGCUAUCCACCUGGUUCUUUAUCAGUUAUAUCAGUAGAUAGUCCUGAAGACGAAGGCUCUUCAGCAGCUUCUGAUUCAUUAGUUUGUAAUCAAACGAUCGAAGGUCAAACGUCAGGUCAACAGCAACAACAACAAACGAUACCACUUACAUCAGCACAAAAUAUCCCAUUAAUGAAUAAACAAUUUUAUCAGCAACAAAUGCAGUACAGACAACAAUCGAUUUCAGAUCAACCUAUGACAACGUUAACUCAACAACCACUUUACCAGCGAGAUUAUGAACAACAACAACAGAUCCAACAAUUACAAUUUACUCAUUCAACAAGACCUCAUCUACAAAUGAAUUCUAUGCCAAUAUAUCAUCAACAGCCUAUGGGAUUGUAUCAAAAUUAUCUACGGUCAAUUGGACCUAGAAAUCAAUUAUACAACAUUAUUGAUAGUCAACAACAACAACAACAAAUCAAUUCAAUGUCUCGAUUAGAUUCAACACAAUCAUUUUUUUCGCCUACUCCAUCACCUACACCAAGUAAGAAGAAAUCGCGUAUGUUAUCUGGUACAUUUGGUCGAUUAUUUCGACGUAAUCAAUCAAGUAAUAUAACUGGGAAUAGCGGUGUUGGUAUUGUCAGUGGACCAUAUGAUAUGGCACAAUAUUCACAAAAUUAUUAUCCUAUACCAAAUCAUAUUAAUCAAUCAAUACGAAUAUCAGCUUCACCACCGAUACGUCUUGGUUCACCAAUGAUACAUACAUCAAUUGCUAACAAUACUCAUAACAAUAAUAGUACUACUAGCAAUAAUAAUAGUAGUAACAAUAAUAUUCGAUAUUCUAUGCAACAGCAACCUAUGAGUCCACAGCCGAUAGCUGUCUGUCCAGGUGGACAUCAAUCACUAUCAUUACCACUGCCACCACCUCCGCCUUCAGUACAGUAUCAUCCGUCAAUGUCCAAUCAAGCACAAAUGAUACAACAACAGCACCAACUCCUUAUAGAACAGCAACAACAGAUGUAUCAAUUUAGGCAACGACAACAAGGUUUGGAAUAUGAUGAUGGAUGUAAUGGACCAAAUCUUAUUACUGGAGGAUCUAUAUCACCACUUUCGUCAUCCACUGUAUCAGGAAGUCUUUCUGAAUCAACUAUUCCAUCAAAUAGUAGAAUAAUGAGUCCAAAUCCUAUGUCUUUGACUAUGGGUAGUAGUGGUGGUCAACUGGCUAAUACAACACUACCAUCACAAGUCCCUGAAGAACGUCGACGGUGGAAAAAGGAGGAGUUAUUAGAACAAGCUAUGAUGGCUAGAUUACCAUUUGCACAAUGGAAUGGCCCUACAGUAGUAGCAUGGCUUGAGCUUUGGGUUAGCAUGCCCGCUUGGUAUGUAGCUGCUUGUAGAGCGAAUGUUAAAUCCGGUGCAAUAAUGGCAUCAUUGUCUGAACAAGAAAUACAACGUGAAAUUGGUAUUAGCAAUCCAUUGCAUCGACUUAAACUACGUUUAGCUAUACAAGAAAUGGUUGCUUUAACUUCACCAACUCCAGUUCCUAAGCCUAGUACAAGUCGUCUUGCUUUUGGUGAUAUGAAUCAUGAAUGGGUUGGCAAUGUAUGGCUUCCUAGUCUUGGUUUAGCCCAAUAUCGUCCAGCGUUUAUGGAAUGUUUAGUUGAUUCACGGAUGCUUGAUCAUCUAACUAAACGUGAUUUAAGAACACAUUUAAAAAUGGUUGAUAAUUUACAUAGGACUAGUUUAUUAUAUGGUAUUGUUUGUUUAAAACGAUUAAAUUAUGAUCGAUUGGAAUUAGAACGUAGACAACGUGAAGCUGCUCAUCCUGAUAGUAUUGAUUUAUUAGUUUGGUCAUGUGAACGUGUUCAAGGUUGGUUAGAUGAAAUCGGUCUAAAAGAAUAUGCACCGAAUUUAAAUGGAUCUGGCGUACAUGGUGGUGUGAUUGGUUUACAUCCAGAUUUAAAUCCUCAACAAUUAGCCUUAACAUUACAAAUACCUACAUCGAAUACAUCAGCUCGUGCUAUAUUAGCUAAAGAAUUAACUCAACUUGUACAACGUUUUCGUGCCAAUGUACCAAUUGCAGCGGCUAGUAUUGGACCAGCUCCAAGAGUACUAGCAAUGGAAGCCGCUGCUGUUGUUGCAGCUAAUAGAGCUCGUGCAAAAUUUGAGGGUCAAGAUAUUUGUUAUCCAGAUGACGGAUUUAAUGAAACAGCUAUUACUAACGAUUGUGAUGGAGUAGAGCAAAUUGAGGAUAGAGCUACACCUACAAAUAUUUCUGAACGAAAUCUCAAGGAUGCAAAAAGAACUCCAUUAGGACUAUCCAAUUCUAACUCAGAUAAAAAUGGUGGUGCCAAAACAACCGACAUAUUAUCAUCAUCAUCUGAUCUCGGAUUAGAUUGUUCCAUCACUAUAAAUAAUACUCCUACUAGUACUAAUGUCAGUAAUGCAGUUCCUCAUAGUAGUAAUACUUCUGCUGGAUCUCCCACUACAGUAUCACAAAAGAAACGAGCUCCUCAGGUACUUUCUGUUAGUGUGAAUACUACUAAUACAACUUCUCUAACAAGUACUACAACUCCAGUAACAAAUAAAACAACAACAUCUUGAACAAUCUUCAUUAUUAUUUAUUUAUUUGACACGUUUUCUUUUUGUACUCAUAUUUACAAUACAAGAAGAAGAAUGUUCACUAUUCAAUGGUCAAUCACAGUGAAUUUCUUUCUUGAGCAAUAACUGUUCAAAUCCUAUUACUAUUAUGAUUAUUAUUACUAUUUACAAAAAAAGUGGAAGUAAAUCAGAUAGACCUAAUUUUCAGUUGAAUAAUAUAAUAUAAUGGUUAAUAAUAAUUUUAAUGUCAUAAUCAGUGGAAACUUUGAGUCAAAUUAAAUAUGUAAAACAGAACUGUUAUCUUCUUUCCUAAUUCCUCUUACUCUCUCUCUCUAUUACACUCAAUCUUCGAUCAGAUAUUUUAUUGUCAUUAUUCCAUCGGGUUACACUAAUAGUAAAUACUAUCUCUUUUCUGAAUUUACCCUUUCUUUUAAAUGAUAAAAAGAUAACUAGUUAUUCUUACUUAAAUUAUUAUCUCAUUUGAUAUUUUAUGCCUUAUGUGUUUUGUUUCUUUGUUUCCCUAUUGUAUACAUGUUUUACCUUUUCUUUAUUGUUCAAUGUUCUUUCCCAGUUGUUGUUUUUUUGUUAAAACAAUUUUGAUCUCAUGAUUUAUAUGCGUUUAAUGUUUUCUUUUUUGUGGUUAACUCGUACCUUUUAAUUUCAUCAGUUAACUUAUAUUAACAUAUACACAUAUAUGUGUAUCUUAUCAAAUCGAUAAUGUUGUUCAAAUGUAUUUGGAAAGGAGCUAAUGAAUGAACAAGGAGAGUAUAUAUGUGGUUUCAUUGCCUACCUUCAUCUACACUAAAUUUUCUCAAUAAUUUUUAGUUCUUUUUUAUACAAAAUCUACCUCUCUUCCUCCUCAUCCUCCUAUGUUCUACUUCUACACCAUUCUACUUCAUUUAUUUCAAUCAACACGUAAUAUGAGAUCUAAACUUUAGCAGUGAUGGUCUUUCAAUUAGGUAAAAUUCAGUUUUCAUUUCAUCUUGUCUACUCAAUUUGUAUAUCAUUAUUGAGCUGAUUUCGUGUCUCCAUUAUUAAUGUUAUUUGUUUACUUAUCCUCUCCUUUUUAUCCGAUGUUCUAACAACAUAAGUUUCAAAUACAAAAGGUAAAAAUGUAAUGAAACUUUACAUACUACUUAUUACGUGGUAUGCGCAGAUGAAAGUAAUAUCGCACAACUAAACAUUAAUUAUCUCAUGAUUUGCAUGGAUUUAUUACAAUUUUCUGUAAUGCAUUUUAUCCUGUCUGUCAUAUAUAUCCGUGCAGUUUACAUUUUUAGAAGUAACGUUACACUUUUCUAUCAUUGUAUUGAAAAAGCCACAUGAUAAAGAAUGAUUCUUAUCUUCUUUCUUCACCUCUUUUUUUGUCUAUUUAACGAUGAGUACCAAGAUCAGAUGAUUAUGGCAGUGCUAGUGAUCAUAAUUUUUUUUUUUUUAAAAAAAGGAAUAUCUUGUUUUUAUGGUUUCAUACACAUGUCAUUUAUUUAUAGCUUGCUCACAAUCACGCAUAUAGAAAGCACUAACUGACAUACUGUUACAUUAUAAAUACCCAUAAAAGCAUACAUACAUAUAUUUUAUAUUUUGUACAUAAAUUUAAUUAUUAUGAUUUACUGAUAGGCUUGUUUCACUCAUCCACUUUUUUAUCCUAUCUGUUUGUGUGUGUGUACGGUUAUAGUUUGACUAUUUACAUUCUUAGCGCUGCUAAUACUAAUACUGUUAUGAUUACUACUGAUAAUAAUUGUUACUACGAUCAUAAUUAUUGUUACUAUUAGUAAUAUUAUUAUCAUUACUACUAUUGGUGGUGUUUAUGCUGAAAACAAUUAGACAACUGUUUGUACAUUCGACCUGGUGACAAAAAGUAUAUAUAUAAUGGUACAGAAUAAAUCUGAUUUUUCAUUUUCAUCAGUGUGUUUAAAGGUAGGAUAGAAACAAUCUAAGAAACACAAACAUGAUCCGUGAUUUGAUUGGUUUCCUGCAUGUAUGUCCACUCAAAUACGGUAGUGUUCCACUAUAAAAUAAUUAUAUUUUGUACUUAAUGAUCGCCAGUACUUAGUAAUAAAUACUUAGUAUUCGGUCGUUCGUUACUGUAUGAGUAACCUUGAAUUUAUUUAUAUGAUUAUAGGCUGGAGUAAAAUGACAAAUAAACCAUACACUUAGUCUUUUUUGAACAUAUAAAAAGUAUAUGUGUUUCAUCCUAAAGUCAAGGUUAAUAUGAUAAUUAAGCAAGCCUGCUACUGUACUUUGGAAGUUUCGUUUAUGAUAAUUAGUUAUCGUAUUUUGGGUAUGUUUGUGACAUCAAAAUCUUGCUUGACAAAUGUCCUGCAAAUCUUAGAUUACUUCAUCCAUAAACUUACAGAGAAUUAAUUUCUAUUCGUAACUUGUAAAAAAACGGCUCGUUCCGAACAGGCUAUGAGAUCACCAUAACAUGCGAAUGGUUGCUGUCUCAAAGAAUUAUGAUUUUUAGUGUGACAAUUUGCUCUUCUAGUAACUCCCAGGUUAGAUCUACGCGGCAAUUUGAACACAAGAGAAAAGGCGCGAGACAUGGAAGAAACGCUUUACUCCGAAG